This is a messenger RNA of Trichoderma asperellum CBS 433.97, 402 nucleotides long. The record is from RefSeq and is a predicted model, not a curated record. NCBI's taxonomy places the organism in Eukaryota, Fungi, Ascomycota, Sordariomycetes, Hypocreales, Hypocreaceae.
AUGUCCUUAGUUGACAAAGAAGAAAAAGAGAGCAGAAAGGAAAGCAAUUAUGAGACCAUUCACAGAUUGCCUCCAGCUGCUGAGAAUAUCAACAGUAGUAGGCAAGAGGGCGAUUCGGGAUUAUUACCAUGGGAAGCAAAGAAGCAGUAUGAGGAUAUUGCCAAGCUGCUUCUGGCUACAGAUGGCAUUAAUGUCAACGCCAGAGAUAAUAACAGCCAGACACCUUUGUUAUGGGCAGCCAAAAAAGGUUAUGAUACCUUGGUCGAUCUCCUACUGAAAUCAGACGGUAUCGAUAUCAAUGCGAAAGAUGACUGGAACAAAUCCUCACUAUUAUGGGCAACUGCAAAGGGGCACAUAGCAGUAGUCAAGUUAUUGCUGAAUGAAGCUAAGCUUGAUAUUAAC